This is a messenger RNA of Kalmanozyma brasiliensis GHG001, 2022 nucleotides long. RefSeq names its product WD40/YVTN repeat-like-containing domain protein. Gene Ontology annotation, biological process: rRNA processing. The transcript has a single exon. Lineage: Eukaryota; Fungi; Basidiomycota; Ustilaginomycetes; Ustilaginales. Gene Ontology annotation, molecular function: protein binding. Gene Ontology annotation, cellular component: small-subunit processome; Pwp2p-containing subcomplex of 90S preribosome. The coding region runs from base 1 to 2022 and encodes 673 amino acids. The record is from RefSeq and is a predicted model, not a curated record.
AUGGCCAAGCAACGCAAGAGGUCGAGGAACGAUGCCUUGACCAAACAGACCGACCUCGACGCCGGUCGACAAGAGCAAGCCGUCCUAGGCGACAACUCGAACGCCCUUCCAGGCAGUCGAAAGAAGCGUGCGCCCCCACCGCCGGCGGCCAACGAGCUGGACCUCGAAAAGCUCAUCUUUGGUGGCUCUUCCUCGCUGCUCUCCCAGCCCUCGACGUCGGCGGCCCGCGCCACGGGCGAAGAUGCUCUCCCGGCCACCAGCGAUGACGAGGACGACGCAGACCCGGGCGUAGCAGACGGGGACCUCUUCAUGGUCGACACAGCUGGAAACGACGACGAUGGUCAGCUGCUCGACAACCAACCCGAUCCCUCCACCUCUUUCUCGCACAGCGACAGCGACGACGACGACAUCCUCAUCUCUCGCAUCGCCGACGCCUCCGCCGGUCCCAGUCAGCCUUCCCUCCCCAAACCCAAACGCACCAAACGCUGCGUCUGGACAGACCCAGACGACGCCGCACUCACCAUCGACCUUACGCGGAACACCAACCUCGCCGCCAACGGCUCGCGCGUCGGCGUCGCCCGUCUUCGACGUCUUCGCGAAGAGGUUGGCGAAAAGCACAUCUCCGGGCUCGAAUACGAGCUGCGUCUGCGGGCGCAGUUCGAGAAGCUUCAUCCAAGGCCUGGGUGGGCAGCCUUCCGAUUGACUUCGUUGCCCGCGCCUGAGGAGGUGGAAGCGGAUGCGGUGAUUACGAACGAGGAUGCGUCUAGGUCGAUUCACGAUCUGCUGCGCAGCGACACGGGGCUGGUUGAGGGUUAUGGAGGGUCUCCCAAGGCAAGAGGUAAGCUGCGUGCAGGGGAGAUCGAAUUGGAUCGUCUGAGGAACGCCAACGACUCGCAGUCUGCUACCGCUAUCGCCGCUUCGGAGAGCCUGCCGGGCAUCGAGAUGGUUCGAUUCCAUCCCAGCCCGCGCGCCUCCGUCCUCAUGACAGCCAGUCGCGAUCGCCGCGUGCGACUGUUCCAGAUCGACGGCCACGCCAAUCCGCUCGUCCAGACAAUUCACGUCCCCGACCUGCCGAUCCAGCAUGCGAGCUUCCACCCUUCCGGAGCAUCCGCAUUGAUUGCGGGCAACCGACCUUUCUUGUACGCGUACGAUCUGCAAGCUGGCCGGGUGGUUCGGUCGGUCCCCUGGCGUGGAUCGGGAGGGCAGACGGAGGAGGAGGCAGAGUUGAGGUUGAGCGAUGCGAAGUUCCAACCGCACACGAUGGAGGAGGGGAACCGGUUGUUGGCGAUCGGCGGGCGGAGGGGAGCGGUGCAUCUGCUGGAUUGGGGAAGGAGUGGUGCUGCGGGUGGAACGCGCAUCGGUGGUGUGCGCAUGAACUCCCCUCUGGCGGGUUUCACCUGGGAUGCCGCGUCGGUGCUGGGUGAUCGCGGGACAGGCAUCGGCGUAACCGGAACGGGCAAGGACGUCGAGCUGCUCACCAUGUCGACCGAGGGCAGCGUCCAUCUCUGGGACAUCAGGAACACGGGGAUGGAAGUAGGCUGUUCAUCCAUCUGGCACGAUCCCGGUUCAUUCGGUGCCAAAGGGUUGGAGGUUUCGCCCAACGGCAAGUUCUGGACUGUCGGCAGCGAUGGUGGUAUCGUCAACGUCUACAAGCGACCUCAGGAGAGCUACACCUCGGACUUCCUCCCUAGCUCGAUGGCGGGCGAGGAGGUCGGUGCGACCUUCGGAAAGGUUCCCGGCGGCAAUCUUGAUCCUGUCAAGACGGUCGAGAAUCUCGUUACCGCUACUACGACGAUGCGAUGGAAUGCGGAUGGGCAGAUCCUGGCGGUUGCAUCGAGGAGUAAGAAGGACGCGUUGAGGCUGGUGCACUUCCCUUCGAUGCGGGUGUUUAGCAACUGGCCGACCAGCGGUACACCGCUGGGUAGCGUUAGCAGCGUCGACUUUAGCGCGGGUGGGCAGUAUGUGGCGAUUGGAAACACCAGAGGAAAGGUGCUGCUGUAUUCGCUCAGGCACUAUCUGUAG